Messenger RNA from Dioszegia hungarica, 2448 nucleotides. RefSeq names its product chitin synthase-domain-containing protein. Gene Ontology annotation, molecular function: chitin synthase activity. The transcript is spliced from 27 exons. Gene Ontology annotation, cellular component: cell septum; cell periphery. Lineage: Eukaryota; Fungi; Basidiomycota; Tremellomycetes; Tremellales; Bulleribasidiaceae. The record is from RefSeq and is a predicted model, not a curated record. The annotation marks the transcript as partial.
ACGCUGCCGUCGGCCGGUGCAGACUUUAUCAGGCGUCAGACCAUGCCAAGGCGUGCCGCUACGACUCGACAAGUCAAGCUCACCCAGGGGCACUGGAUCAACGAAUACCCCGUCCCGACCCCCAUCUCAAGCGUGGUCGAGCCCAAGUGGACGUCAGGGACAAAGUCGCGCGAGUUCACUCAUAUGCGAUACACUGCAGCGACGUGCGAUCCCGACGACUUUACGCCCGAGAACGGCUGGAACCUUCGAGUCAGCAAGUACGGACGGGAAACAGAGCUCCUCAUCGCCGUUACGAGCUACAACGAGGACAAGAUAUUGUACGCUCGCACCCUGCACAAUGUCAUGCUCAACAUCAGGGACAUUUGCAAUACCAAAGCUUCCAAAUACUGGCGGCGAUCAGCAGAAGAAGGCAGACCCGGUUGGCAGCGGAUCGUCGUGGCGCUCAUUGCCGAUGGGAUCGGCCCCAUGGACACCAACGUCCUCGACGUGCUGGCAACUAUUGGCUGUUACCAAGACGGAGUACUCAAAAAGGCCGUCGAUGAAAAGUCGACCGUCGCGCAUAUCUUUGAGUAUACCACGCAACUGUCUGUAGACGCCAGCCCUCAACUCGUCCAGCCUCACCCCGGAGACCCCAACAAUCUCGUUCCCGUCCAAAUCAUCUUUUGUCUCAAGCAAGAGAAUACGAAAAAGAUCAACUCCCACCGGUGGCUCUUCAAUGCCAUUGGCAGGCAGCUGAACCCCGAGAUAUGCGUCCUCCUCGACGCUGGAACCAAGCCGGGGCACAAGGCGAUCUAUCAUUUAUGGGAAGCAUUCUACAACAACCCCAACCUCGGUGGUGCCUGUGGAGAGAUUCACGCCAUGAUCAGAAAGGGCGCCAAGCUGCUAAACCCGUUAGUCGCGGCGCAGAACUUUGAGUAUAAAAUGUCCAAUAUCUUGGACAAGCCCCUGGAGAGCAGCUUUGGAUAUGUAAGCGUCUUGCCUGGCGCCUUUUCGGCGUAUCGGUUCCGAGCCAUCCAGGGCCGACCCUUGGAGCAGUAUUUCCAUGGGGACCACACGAUGGCCGAUCGUCUCGGAAAGAAGGGCAUACACGGAAUGAACAUCUUCACCAAAAACAUGUUCCUCGCCGAAGAUCGAAUACUCUGCUUUGAGCUCGUCGCCAAGGCGGGGGACAAAUGGGUACUGUCCUAUGUCAAACCCAGCAAGGCCGAAACGGACGUGCCAGAGGAGGCAGCCGAAUUGAUCAGCCAGCGUCGGCGAUGGUUGAACGGCUCGUUUGCUGCUUCGGUCUACGCUCUCAUCCACUUCUUUCGGCUCUACAAGAGCGGGCACAAUCCCCUCCGAAUGUUCUUCUUCCACAUCCAGGGAAUCUACAACUUUCUCAACCUCAUCUUCUCCUGGUUCGCGCUCGCCAACCUGUGGCUCACCUUUUCAAUCAUCAUCAAUCUCGUCCCAGAUGCGACCCACAUCUACCUCUUUGGCGGCGAGACGGUCACUCACUGGAUCAAUCUCGUCUUGUUGUGGGUGUAUCUAGCAUUCCUCAUGUUACAGUUCGUCUUGGCCCUUGGGAACCGACCGAAAGGAGAGAGGGGAUUAUACCUCUUGACGCUGAGCGUAUACGCGAUACUCUCAGCAUACCUCAUCACGUGCUCUCUGAUCCUUUCCAUCAGAGCGUUCCAGUUUGCUCUCAAUGUAGACGGCGAUCUCGGCAUGAAGUUAAAGAAUCUCUUCAGCAAGACCAACGGCGUUCUUGUUGCAGCCCUCAUGUCAACAGUCGGAAUCUACCUCUUUGCUUCCAUACUAUACCGCGAUCCCUGGCACAUGUUCCACUCGUUCCCGCAGUAUCUACUUCUCGCCCCGUCUUUCACCAACGUACUGAACGUAUACGCAUUCUGCAACUUGCACGACGUCUCAUGGGGAACAAAGGGUUCCGACAAGGUCGAAGCAUUGCCGGCCAUUACAUCGAGCAAGGAGAAGGGCGGGGCAGUGGUGGAGGAUGUUCAGCGAAACAUGGCGGAACUCGACGAGGCGUUUCAGCAGACGGUAUCGCGCGCCGUCACGCCGUGGAAAGAGGCCGACGGCACCGACUUGCCAAAUCCAGACGACCAAAACCGUACCUUCCGAACCAGACUCGUCUGCUUCUGGCUCAUCUCCAACGCCGCCCUCGCAAUCUCUAUUCAGACCUUGAAUGGUCUUCCCGAAACGAGACGCCUGGUUGAGCUUUGUCUUCCCGCUGACUACAACCCCAUCAACGGCUCCGCCAUCGUCCCGGUCAACGCCACUUGCCUCACUCGAGCAAUCAACUCACAGACGCAGGAUCUCGAGGACAAGCAGCAGUACUACUUCAUGUAUCUGCUUUGGGGGACGUUUGGUCUAUCCGCCGUCCGCUUUGUAGGCUGCCUGUACUAUUGGGUGACGAGGCAGCUGGGUCGGUGCUGUAGGCGGAACUAG